UCUCCUGGUCUUUUCCUGUCCAUCCACUGUUGCCUGAAUGCCUGUAGAUGUUUAUGUUUUGUUGUGUGUGGGUGUGUUGCUGUCUGUGUUUUCCUGUCUGAUAGCGCUGGUGUCUGACCAUCCCUGUCCCGUCUUUGCGCAGCAUAAGCUGAAGUCUUCGCAGAGGGACAAGGUACGGCAGUUCAUGUCCUUUACACAGGCUGGGGAGAAGACAGCCGUGUACUGCCUCACACAGAAUGACUGGAAACUAGAAGUCGCGACAGAUAACUACUUUCAAAAUCCAGAGCUUUACUGUAAGGAAUCCAUGAAAACGUCGGUGGACCGGAAAAAGCUGGAACAACUUUACAAUCGCUAUAAAGAUCCCCAGGAUGAGAAUAAGAUUGGUAUUGAUGGGAUCCAGCAGUUUUGUGAUGACCUCUCGCUGGAUCCGGCGAGCAUCACUGUGCUGGUCGUUGCGUGGAAGUUUCAUGCCGCCACUCAGUGCGAGUUCACCAAGAAGGAGUUUAUGGAUGGAAUGACGGAGCUAGGGUGUGACAGUCCUGAAAAACUGAAAGCUAUUUUGCCAAGAUUAGAGCAGGAGCUUAAAGACAGCGGGAAGUUUAAAGACUUCUACCAAUUCACUUUUAAUUUUGCCAAAAAUCCCGGACAGAAGGGACUUGAUUUAGAGAUGGCUGUAGCCUACUGGAACCUGGUUCUUUCAGGACGAUUUAAGUUCCUGGAUCUUUGGAAUAGAUUUCUUUUGGAACAUCAUAAACGAUCCAUCCCAAAGGAUACGUGGAACUUAUUGUUGGACUUUGGUAACAUGAUUGCAGACGACAUGUCAAACUAUGAUGAGGAAGGUGCGUGGCCUGUCCUUAUAGAUGAUUUUGUGGAAUUUGCUCGACCGAUYGUUACAGGAUCAAAACGUAAAACUCUCUAAAUCCAGUCCCAACUCUGGAACACCAGAACAUUGAUUCUUUUACAGCGACUUCAUAGUUUUUCUUUUCUUUUUGUUCUUUUUUUGUUUUGAUUUUUGUUUCUUUUCUUUUUUUUUAACUUGUACAAUAAAAAGUGAAAACUGUAGACUUCAGACAGGAAACAGAAGCACUUGAAACUGUCAGGAGGCCGUCGUUCAGGGAGCUGGGGUGGGGGAGAAAAUAAACUGCGAGAACACCUGGCCACGUUUUCUGUCCUCUUGAGUCUGAGGCAUCGUAUGGACAUCGCCAGAUUCUCGGUACCCUGGACGCCCACCCCUCGCCCUCCCCUUCACCCCUGCGCUCUGCUCCAGGAGGAACACACAAAAAAAAGRGGGUGGUGGCGUGGAACCCGGCUCUGAGAGGAGGUUCACUUGCUGCGUCUGCUCUGAAUGGACUGGACAGAGGAAAGCUGUGUGUUUUUAAGAUUCUUCCUAGUCAUCUUUGAUUAAUCGAAGCUCUGAGUGACUGUGCAAACAUCCCAUGUCUUACUUCAACCUCGGGACAGAGUGCUCACGACACCAGCACCAACAGAACUGUUGCAGUUUUUAACUGUACAUACUGUAUCUAAAUGGGACAGUUUACAAAGAGAGCUAUAAGAAGAAUAAUAUAAAUAUGUUCAGUUUAUAAAUGCAAAAAGAUGAUUGUUUUAUGUACAGUAAAUGCUAAGCUCUCUAAUGGGGAUGCCUCAAUAUCGUGGAUGAAAUGCUGUUGGUUUAAUUGUUUGGUGGAGUUGUGAGCAUCUCAUCGAAAGCAUGUUAAAACUCGUUUUACGUCACCUCGGACUGGUUUCAGAAAUCCACUUUCACUGAACGACAGGCCGUGCUUUAAUUUAGCUAAUCGAUAUUGAUUUGUUGUACUCAUUUGUCUGAAUAAUCUCAGUUGGGAGUGGUUGUAAAUGUAAUAUAGUAAAGUCAUUUCCACUGUUUCUUUAAAAAAAAUGUCUAGUAUUUUUUUAAUCAGGUAAUCCCCCCCCCCCCUUGAAGAUUUAUUUCCCCCACACACAAGUGACAGCAUUUAAUUCCACUUUAAAAUGAAAGCGAUGACCAAUUUUUGAGACUGCAUGGUGCACACGUGUAUGUUACAGCGGAGAGGAGUCGACAGCUCAGUCGGGACACUUGAAGUGGGUCAACAGAUGAAGCCUUAAGAUUAAAAACCUGUCUGUUUAAUAUUCACGCUUCUGUUCCACCCUGUCUGUUCAGUGUUACUGAAGGAAGCCAACGUCAGACUUUUACUGUUCAUACAUCAUGUAAGUAGCAUAAGUAUAUCGCUCAUCUGAGAAAGGUGAAUAAAGCAUGAGUUUUUCCAUAA
Austrofundulus limnaeus is the source of this 2264-nucleotide messenger RNA. RefSeq names its product DCN1, defective in cullin neddylation 1, domain containing 2a (gene dcun1d2a). Gene Ontology annotation, molecular function: ubiquitin conjugating enzyme binding; cullin family protein binding; ubiquitin-like protein binding. Gene Ontology annotation, biological process: protein neddylation. The coding region runs from base 38 to 919 and encodes 293 amino acids. Gene Ontology annotation, cellular component: ubiquitin ligase complex. The transcript is spliced from 6 exons. NCBI's taxonomy places the organism in Eukaryota, Metazoa, Chordata, Actinopteri, Cyprinodontiformes, Rivulidae. The record is from RefSeq and is a predicted model, not a curated record.